This is a messenger RNA of Caretta caretta (loggerhead turtle), 7479 nucleotides long. RefSeq names its product shieldin complex subunit 1 (gene SHLD1). The record is from RefSeq and is a predicted model, not a curated record. NCBI's taxonomy places the organism in Eukaryota, Metazoa, Chordata, Testudines, Cheloniidae. Gene Ontology annotation, biological process: regulation of double-strand break repair via nonhomologous end joining.
GUUGGUGAGAGAGACAAGCUUGUGAGCUUACAAAGACGGAGCUCUUUUCAGGCCUGGGAAAGGGACUCCAUCCUGGCCUCCCAGCUCAGUGCGAGGUGGAGCAGAAGUUCUGAGCACCCAGAUCUCCAACUGAAGUCCAUGGGAGCUGCAGAGGCUCAGGACUAAGUCGUCUCAAAUUGAGAAGCUGCCAGGAAGUGGCCAAUCCUUGAAAAUAUGGUUGUCAGCGACUUGCCUAAAAUCACACAAAGGUUGCAGCUGACAGACUUCCUAGAAGGGAAAGCUGCAUGACAGCUGAUCACAAACACUGGCAACCUGUUUACUUCUGGACACUGCCCAAAGGAUUGCUCAAUCGUCAGUGAUCCAUUCAUAGUGGGGCCAUGGAGGGAGAUGAAACAGCAUCGAGCCACCCCUCAGAGGACAGCAGCAUACUGGACCUUCCCUCUGCAUACGACAUAACAGACAGCUUCCUGCCAGAGCACGGCACUGGGACCAGUGAGGAGCCUUGUAGUUCUGUGGAUACUUUUGCCUCAUCAGCAUGCUUAGGUGCUAGUCGCCCAGAUCCUGAAGAAGCUCAGCAGGCAGCUAGCAUGAGCAUUUGGCAUAGACACGGUGAGGAAGCAAAUCCUAGACAUCGCCUGCCUGCAGAGCCCUUUCAACCUGCUGAACCUAGUGGGAUUCCAUCCUCUUGGACAUAUGAGCAAGAGGGCACAGAAGACAUCAGUAUUAGAAAGUCUCUAGAUAGCUUCUAUGAAACAUAUUGUCAGCUGCAGCCCGGCAGAGGGGAUCCCACAUACAAUUCAGCUUCAGAAUGGCUCUCUCUCAAAAUUCAGGACCUGGCAAACAAGGAAGGAAGAAAAUAUUCCUUGUGCAGUCUCCACAUGGCCCAGAUGGUCUUGAACAGAGAUGGGUGUAAGGUCUUUCCAAACCAUGCCAGCAAUGCUUGUUUCUCAGCACCAGCUAAUGGAGAAGUUGCAUUGGAAGGAGGACAGCGAACACCGGGACUGUCAGAUGAUGUCCUCCAAUUUCUCUUAAAACAGAAUGUGAUGAAAUCAUAGGGCCUGAUGUAUGGGGCUCAGGGACGGGUGAGCAAGCUGUUUAUUUGAUUUUGAUGCCUCUUUUAGGAGAGGGCACCUUGUGGUAUUUAGCUCCUGCUCUGAAUAGGUACAGCUCUGCCUCAGGAAAGGUCAAUCCUUCCUUGAGCCUCCCAGAGUUGGAGGAACAUGCCACUUAAACUGCAAAAUCACCCGUUACAUCUUCUCUCCUGCUCCCAGACUCCAGCGUGAAUUUCACAUAUGUAUUGAACUUGUUUCCCAGCAUCUGAGCGGUGACUCUGGUGCUUAGUGGACUUGUUCUCCAGUUCCAACUGUUGUGAUUAUCCUAAAGCUCACCCUGUGAUCAUGGGCUAGAAGACAUGCCCUUCUCUGAAACUGCCCAAAGGUCUCUCCAUACUCCGAUGCUAGGGGGUGCUUAUACAGAGCUAGAUCCUGCUACCUUCAUACUCAGCAAAUCUUACUCCUCAAGUAGCUCCCAUUUAUUUCCAUAGGGCUAUUCACAGAAUGCGAUGCUAUUCAGUGAGAGUUAGUGUGUCAGUGUGGCCCAUAAUGACAAGGCUCUCUACCACCACCAUUUGGAUAUCAAGCCCUUAUCUCUGUAUCAUCUAAGAUUUCCAGCAACCAGGGCUGCUUAACCUGCCUGAACCCCCCGCACUGAGACCUAUCCCUUUUAUACUUGUUCCAAUGUUUGUAAGUCCCAUUUACUGCAACAAACAGGAUAUGGAGUGCACAAGCCUAGGCAGAUAUCUUUACAGGGUGUGUAGGCUUGGAAUAAUUAGAUUUGUAUUGGCAGAUGUCAGUUUCACCAUGCAAAAAAUAUUUUCAUCAAUCAUUGACAUUUACAGAUAAGCAGCAUUUUUCUUUGCCUGAGAACUUAGUUUGCUCUGAGGAUAUUUACUGUGUAUAUUUUGACAUGUGAUGCUGACCAUUUGAGUUUUGGUGAUUACGUUUUUUACAUUUUUACUUUUUUUUAAUCUCAAUGUCUGUCAAUUAUUGUCUGAUCCCCAGACCAUAAUUUCCUGCAACUGUACAAAUUUAACAAAAAGAAAAGGAGGAUUGUGGCACCUUAGAGACGAACAAAUUUAUCUGAGCAUAAGCUUUCGUGAGCUACAGCUCACUUCAUCGGAUGCAUUCAGUACAAAUUUAAAUGGAUAAACAUUGAAAAAAAUGCUUAAAGACAGAUAUUGUCCAUCAAAGUAAUUAAAAAUAGCCUGUCAUAGAAACAUCAUACUGUACCUAGUCUGAUAUUCUGCAGAAACAAAAGAAUAUUUAUAUAAAACCAUUAUGCAACCUCCUUCCCUGAACAGACUGACAACUGUGUCCACUGUGUGUCCACGAGAGAAAAAACCUGGUUGUGAUCUCACACCAGUUUAACGCCAUUGGCAUAGAUGGAUUUACUCCUGAGAGUAUGGAUUUACUCUUGAGAAUCUGUCUGUGUCUUAGAGAUGCUAAUUGAAAAUUAAUUGGCUUCAUACCAGUUAUUUCCCCAUUCACCUUUCAAGAAGAUGUCUGUAAAUGCACUGGCUUAAACUAUGUGUUAAAAAUGUGAUGGAGACCUGGAUACACCACUUGAAAAAAGUGAGAGCUAGAAAUGCUACCUCUGGAUGGCUUGUAGCAUUAGCAACCUCAUGCUGAUGCUUAUAGCUCAAGGGAGCUAUCACCAGACAGUAAAUCCCCAACCUCCCACCCCGCCCUCCGUAUGGACUGUAGAGAGACAACCUGAAAAAUAUUUAAGGGUUGAGAGGUAUUAGUAUGUCUGAGAUACUCAGGAAAUGGGACUCCAGGGAUGUGUUCUUCAUAGUGAAGGCUCCUGUGCAAAGCAUAUGUCUGCUGCUUUGCUGUUAAAUUGUUGUGGGAAGCAGAUGACCAAGCUCAAGGAUUUCAGCCAUUUUAAACAAAAGAGCUGGUACAAUUCACCGUAGCUCCAUCGACCUGCACUGAUUUCUCCACAGCUUGAUCUGUCCAUUAACAUCAAAGAGGCUGUGUCCCUUUACGCCAUCUUAGGAUUUGAGUGAGUUAAUAUUUAUAUCUCACAUACAGCCCAUUCGUUGAUGUUAUUCUUUGUCACUCCUAUAAAGAAUGCCUAGAGAUUACUUUCCUGGUAUGUUGACCGAUAGGAGGGAAUUGUACUUUAGAAUAUUUUUUCUAUAUACUUCUGUUUUGGUGUGGUUUUUGUUACUGUAUUAACAGCUGAUAAGCAGUUGACAGCUGGUUACAGCAGUUCAUCUAUUUCUCUGUGGGCUGUUAUUCUGUCUGUCCUGAUCCCUUUACUACUACGGUUUUACUUAGGCAAAAUGCCUGUUGGCUUCACUGAGAGCUGUGACUAAGUUACGGACUUCAGGAUUUGGCCCAUUAUUACUUUUUCAUUGUUGAUUGUUUGUCUAGUUACACUGGAAGGUGAUUGAAAGCAAUCACGGGGGGGGGGAGGGACAACCCUAUUUCAUAUCACUGGUUGCAGCCUUCCACAUGCAGUUUUUAUAACACACUGGGCCUGAUCCUGAUAUCAGUGGGAGUUCUAAGAGACCAGUUGUCUUCUCCCUGGCACUGGUGAAAAGCAGGAGUAACUCCAUAGGCAAUCUAUACAGUUACGUUGAAGUGAUUGAGAAGAAUAAGGCCCAAGGUGCACAAGGAAUGCAGGAUCAGGCCCUCCACCUAAACCUUUGUUGGAAACAUGCUGAGAUAGCAAAUAGCUUUAGUUUGAUCUCUGUCUCCGAUGCAGCUGUCAGUCAGACUGAAGCAGCUCUGGUACGAGCUGUGCCCUGUGAAAUGAUGUUUAGCCAGGAUCAAACAGCGCUUCCUUUCCUAGCUCAGUCAUUUAGGUUUCUUUUAUUCAGUCACUGUAGUCUUAAUUUUUUAAACAUUAUGUUUUUAAUUAUUUAAAGGGGACACGCAGGUGAAAAACUAUCUCCUUACCUAGCUCAUUAACACCACAGGUUUGACCUAGGGUAGGUCUGCACUGCAAUCAGAGGUGAGACUGCAGCAUGUGUAGACAUAGCUAGAUCAAAGCUCGCUUAAGUAUCUUGACUAACAACAGCAGUGAAACCACAGCAACACAGCACAGACGGUACACGCCCACCCAGGAUCAACUAGCCUGAGCUUCGCUGCUAUUGUUACUUGAGAUACAGAGAUCAAAGCUAGCUCCAGUAUGUCUACACAUGCUGCAGUCACACCCCUGAUGCAGGGUAGAUAUAGCCUUAGGCCUCCUCUACGCCAGGAAAUUAGGUCAGUGUAACCAUGUUUCUGAGGAGUGUGAAAAAUCUACACCCCUGAACAAUACAGUUAAACCAACCUAACCCCACUUGUAGACAGCGCUAGUUGAUGGGAGAAUUCUCCUGUCGACCUAGCUCCUGCAUCUCCAGAAGGUUAAGUCCUAUGCCCAUGGGAGAACCCCUCCUGUCAGUAAAAACAACAAGGAGUCCUUGUGGCACCUUAGAGACUAACAAAUUUGGGCAUAAGCUUUCGUGGGCUAGAACCCACUUCAUCAGACAGACUAACACGGCUACCACUCUGAAACCUGCCUGCCUGCAUAGGUAGCUUCUUCACGGAAGUGCUACGGUGGCGUAGCUGCACCGCUGCAGUGUUUUAAGUGUAGAAAAGGCCUCGGUUUUCACAAUUUAUGCUGUUUGCUUGCUCUAUACACAUUCAUUCAGCAAUUCAACGAGUCCAUUUCACUUCUGUUUCUCAGCAGUUUUCAAUGUCUGGUUCUGAAGCUCAGGCAAAAUGCUGGAAUAUUUGGAUUGCAAACCCGGCAGGAGAAAUUUUUGGGGAAGUGGGGUGAAAACAGUUUUUGCUGUUUUUUCUUCUCUUUUUACUUCAUGAAAAGACCUCUAGUGUUAGCAUUUGUAAAUUCUAAAAAGAUCACCACCACCACCACACACACACCCCCUAACAACUUUGGAUCAGAUUUUCAGAAGUCUUUAGACACCUACUGGGAUGUUCAAAGGUGCUUAAGCAGGUUAGGCACUUAGGUCCCGUUGAAACCAAUGGGAAGUAGACGCCUCAGUUGUUUAGGUGCUUUUGAAAAUUCCACUGUUGAAAAUCUGGCCCUUUCAGCCUUAAAUAUCUGCCUGUCCCCACUUUAAGGUGCAGUGUUCAGUAUCUGCAGAGACACUUGCUGUUAAGAGGUGUUUACAUCAGUUCUCUCUAGUUCAGUCAUUUUUAUUAAAUGAAAAAAGAUCUCCACAGUGAACAAACGCUACAUCAUUCUUUCUCCACUCACUGCCAAUUAAUUUUUUACAAACCUAUUCUGGAACCUACUGUAUAUGCUUCCACCUCUGCUAAAAAGCCAGAUCGUUUGCAUUACUCAUUUCCUGAUAAACAUCUAUCUGCUGUUUCUUAUUCAAGAAAUUGGGAAACAAGUAUAUCCCUCCCCUUUGUCAACGGGUUUAAGCAAAAAAAUGACUGCUUUCAACACUUUAAGGAAAUGGAAUCAGUGCUUAAUUUAUGCCAGGGCUGAGCCCCAGCACCUCUAGGCUAAGCAGUUCAUAGCCCCGGCAUCUCUGGGCUUGCUCCAUCAGUUAUGAAUGUAAAAAGUUGCUUGACCCCCAGAACCUCUUUAAUUACAAAUUAAGCACUAUCUGGCAUUUUAUGGUGCUAGAGAGAUAUUGCAAUAAUAAAUAUCACUUGCAAGCAACAGCACAUCUGGUCUAAUUGAGGUCAGCAUCUGAAUUUUUACAAACUAAUUUGCAAAUAUAGGAUGAGUUACAUGGAAUGAACUAAGCAGUUUUCAUAUUUACCAAAUUAAAAUGUUCUGGGUUUGUUGUUGUUUUUGAAAUAAAAACACUUGAUGAAAAAAAAUAGUGGGGAGUUUUACGUAGGGCUGAAUUCUGACACCUUGACUCCAAUAGUCCCAUUGAUAUGGGACUCAGUAAAAUAACUACUCAACAGGGCUAGUUCUUUAGUGCUAAGGCCCCUUUAUGCCGCUCCAGCACAUGAAAAGAUGGGAGUUGCCUUACCAAGUGGGAGGUCAGUCCCACUUGGUAAGGCAACUCCCAUCUUUUCAUGUGCUGUGUAUUUAUACCUGCUACCGUAUUUUCCACUCCAUGCAUCUGAUGAAGUGUGUUCUAGCCCACGAAAGCUUAUGCCCAAAUAAAUGUGUUAGUCUCUAAGGUGCCACCAGGGAUCCUCAUUGUUUUUCCUGAUACAGACUAACACUGCUACCACUCUGAAUCUUGAGGAGUGGGCGUCUUCUAAUGAAAAAUUGAUCCUGGUUCCUGUGAAACCAGCUAGCUCUGCAACAGACUGGACUUUGGGGCAGGGGAACCAACUUUAUUAGCUAGGAAAGGUAACUUCAUACAGUGGAGAUCCAGGUUCACAUUUUAUCAGUUUGUUUUGUAUUGUAACCAUUUGUUUCCAUCACUCUCUUUUUUCUAGUAGUAUCUUUUAUCCUUUCCUAAGCUUUCUUUUGUUUUAUUACAAGUGCUGUGGUAUACAGGAGAAGGUGGUUUACUGGAGUACACUACACCUUUGAGGGCAGAAGAUCUGGGAUUUCCCUGAUUAGCCCGUGUCAGGGCUGGAUAUCACAGGAACAGCUUCAAAGGGACCCAGGAACUUGGGUGCACCUGUUCUUAACUGCAAGUCAAAGACAGGGCUGGCAUAGCCCAGAGGAGAGAGUGUGUGGGUGGCUAAAAGGCUGGUGGUGUUAGGCAGCUGACACCCAGUGAGGCAUGGGCAAAGCUCCCUCAUGCUAGAGGUAAUAAGGUGACAUAGUCCUGGGUACCCUGAGAACUGUGUCACCUCCUACUCCUCAGCAGAGCUGCAGAAAGGCCACUGGGCAGAAGUAGCCUCAGUGGAAUGGCCCCUCCGGCAGCACCAAUUCCUGGCAUGUCUGCCUGAAUCUGGCCCCACGGCCCAGCUCAGCCAGUCGUCGGGUGCACACCAACCUUUCCCCUUCCCCAGAACAAGCAGCCUGUGGUGCCAGAAGUGUGUGGGGAGGAGCUGGGGAGGCAGGAAGAUACUGAGGGGAAUGCAGCCUCUGGGGGAGUUUGGGGAGCUCAACUGCAAAGCCACCCUUGUGGAGAGGUGGUGAGUAGUAGAGGGGCAUGGUUGAGCCUGGAAGAAGACUUCUGCCCUUUUACCAGAAUCAAUGGCUAUGUUGGUUAGGCUCUGCAAAGGUGCAGGCUCUUCCCCGCAAACUCAGCCCACGCUGGGAUACGUCAUCCUAGAGACCUGCACCCCUGACAUAGAGCAGACCACAUCCCUCCUCUUGAGAGCUGGCUCAACCACGGUCUCUGCUGGCCUGUCUGGAUCCUAGAACUCCCUGAAUAGAUUUGCUCCAGGACCAUAAUGCAUACUUUCAAUAUACUUCCAUUAUUCCUUAACUAUUACCCAUGCAUACAUCUUGAAUGGAUUAUGAAUUUUGACAAGUUAUGAGCUUUCUAUAUAUACUUCAUGUGCUACUCUUUAUGGACAUAUAUCCUGCAAGACA